GCAAAGGGUUACUUUUUCACACAGGCCUCCUGCUGCUGCCUCCUCCUUUCAGGAACGAUCAGGGCUCGCAGCAACGGUCAUCCGAGGGGAGCUUGCCAAAAAACAAAAAGGAAAAAAAUUAAUAAUCAAAAAGGACAAAGAGUUUACAAUAAAUAAAAUAAAAUAAACUAAUACUAUGAAAGCAAAGCCCAGCUCAUCCUCCUCCUUUGCAGGAGGAGCAGGAGGGGAUGGGGAGUUCCUUGCCUGCAGGAAACCAUUCACAUCCUGAGAGUUUGCAGUCCUAACUGGCUGAAGUGAAGAAGGGUUUGCUCCAGCUCCAGCAGCCUUGGGGCUGAGAUGUCCCAGCAAGGCCUCCCCGCUGCUGCUGCUGCACUAUGUCUCCCUCCAGCCCAGCUCUGCCUCCUGUGCCUCCUCUUCCUGACCAGCUCCUUCUUUGCACCAGCCGCUGGGGCUCAAGGAGAGGAAGCAGACAGCAAACUAAAAUUCUCCAGGCAAUGGGCUCCGAAGAACAAACCAGAGCAGUAUGAAAUAAUAGUCCCUUACUUCAUGGAUGGUGAACAGUGGAAACCAAUAAAGAAUUUUUAUCCACAGAUUCACCCAGCAAGACUGAAAUUUCUUAUACAUGCUGAGAGAGAGCAACUUGUCGUCAUUUUGGAGAGAAAUGAUGGCCUUUUUGCUGGAAAUUUCACAGAAACACAUUAUUUGGAAGAUGGUACAGGUGCUGUUCUCAUGCAUAAUUACACGGGUCACUGCUACUACCAUGGUCAUGUACAAGAUUAUGUUGUCUCUGCAGUAAGCAUGAGUACAUGCUCUGGACUCAGGGGAUUCAUUUUAUUUGAAGAUAAAGCCUAUAUUUUAGAGCCUUUGGAAGGUACUACAAAUGAACAUAUAAUUUACCAAGCAACGAGCCUAAAACUAGCCUCAGGUUUUUGUGGGCAUCAUCUCAACAUUUCAGCUGUCACACUGGAAGAUACUGUACCAUCUAUGUGGACAUUUACUAGCCGGCACAAGAGGGAAGCCCUGAAAUCCACCAAGUAUGUGGAGCUUGUCAUUGUGGCUGAUAAUCGAGAGUUUCAGAGACAGGGCAGGGAUGUGGAGAAAGUGAAGCUGAGGCUGAUAGAAAUGGCAAACUAUGUGGAUAAGCUGAAGGCAGCCGGCAUCUUAUGCAGGUAUGCCAGUAAUUCCUGUGACCUUCCCGAAUUCUGCACUGGAGGCAGCCCUCAUUGCCCAGCCAAUGUUUACUUACAUGAUGGGCAUUCCUGCCACAGGGUGGAUGGAUACUGCUAUAAUGGCAUGUGCCAAACCCAUGAACAGCAAUGCAUCACACUCUGGGGGCAAGGUGCUAAGCCUGCCCCUGGGAUAUGCUUUGAAAGAGUCAAUUCUGCAGGUGAUCCUUAUGGAAACUGUGGCAAAGAUUCCAAAAGUUCUUUUGCAAAGUGUGAACGCAGAGAUGCAAAGUGUGGAAAAAUUCAGUGUCAAGGUGGAGCAAAUCGACCUGUAAUUGGUACCAAUGCUGUCUCCAUAGAAACAAAUAUCCCACUGCAGGAAGGAGGCAAAAUUCUGUGUCGUGGAACUCAUGUUUAUUUGGGGGAUGACAUGCCUGACCCUGGUCUUGUCCUCGCUGGAACCAAGUGUGAAGAUGGAAAAAUCUGUCUCAACCGCCGCUGCCAAAAUACCAGUGUAUUUGGUGUUCAUGAAUGUGCAACAAAAUGUCACGGUCGUGGAGUCUGCAACAAUAAAAAAAAUUGCCACUGCGAGGCUCACUGGUCUCCUCCCUUUUGUGAUAAGGCAGGAUUUGGUGGCAGUGUAGACAGUGGGCCAGUUAGACAAUCUGAUAACCGGAGUUUGAUAAUAGGACUGCUAAUAACCACCCUGUGCCUUCUACUUGCCGGUUUGCUUAUGUACAUCAAAAGGAAGACCCUGCUCAAACAGUUCUUUAUUAAUAAGAAGACUACAAUAGAGAAAUUAAGGUCUGUGACUCCAGCAAGGCCUUCCAGUUCAUUUGAACCUAAUCAUUUCCCCACAAUUCUCAGUAAAAAUCUAGUCCAGAAGCCGCAGAACUUGUACACUAAUAAGAGAAACGAUCCACAAAGGAUGCUAAGAUAUCAGAUAGGUGACAUUAGUAAGCCUGUAAAGACCCAGGAUAUAGGACGAUCAAGCCCACCAGAGCGUGUCUUGCCUCCCCUUUGCGAGUUAUCUUGUCAGCAUUCUGUUCAUAGGAAGUUGCUGCCUGCUACUCCUUCCUCAAGACAUGAACAGGAAUCUUGCAAGCCAAGUCCUCCUCGAAAGCCUUUGCCAGCUGAUCCUCACAAAAGCAAAACUGCCCACUUUAACAAUUCCUCCAGAGCAGGGCAUGAGUUUCUGAAACCUGUGCAUCAACUUGCUCCACUCAGGCCUGUACCAAUACGUCCACUUCAUGUGCCUAGAUCCUGCAAUGCCACCUGUAUGCAAUGACAAAAUGGAACACACCAAUUUUAUCCUGGAAAGUGAAGACAGAAGUUUGCACUAUUUUCAACUCUAGUUGGAGAUCCAUAUUUUUAUAUCAAUGGGUAGAAUUUUUAAUGUUCAAAAUCCCAUUAUUUUUAAAAACUCUGGGCUACUGCCUUUGGUGCUAUGCUGUGUGAAGGUGGGUUGUGUCCUUGCUCAGGUACUUGUAAAUUAUUAAUUUAUAUUGAAUGUUUAUUACAGUGUAGAGCACUGUAGUAAAUAUUGUUCUGCCAUAAUCAAAUUUUCCAAGGAAGGAAGCCAUCUUUAUGCUCCUCAAGCACUCCUGAACCAUCUUUCAGUACAGAUGUCUCAGCAGGCUGCACACACUCCUCAAACAUUGUUAUAAUUGGGAUCUGUUCCUUCCAACAUGAUUUGUAGGGCUGAACCAAAACCACUGAAAUCAAGGGAACUGUUAAAUUUCAUAACUAGCAGAUAAUGUUGUAACAGUGGCAAAAUAUGCACGGGAAUUAAAUUUUAAAUCAGGAAUGGGUAACUGUGGAGGAGUAAGUAACUCUGGAGAGUCCAGCAGCCAUUUUUACCGUUGCAGCCCCUUGGUAGUUCAUACGAUCCCAUCUUUGGGUCACAGAUAGCAACUGGAAAUCUCUUCUGGUGGUACUGCUUGGGUUUGCCUGAGUGUCCUCCAGAGAGGGGUUUAAAGGCAAAAUGGCACUUCUGGAGACCUCCAGGAGCAGUGACAAAGUGGCUGGAAAAAUAUGGAGGUGUAUGGGCUUUGAGGGGCUCCACCCAAGAAAAAACACAUCUGGUUACUGCAUGUAGCCCACAGAUUGCAUUUUACCCAUCUGUCAGGGGUGUUUUGAUUGUGUAUUCCUGCAUGCUUGAUGGCCCUUGAAGUCUCUUCCAGCUCUAUAUUUCUAUGAUUCUAAGGAAAGAAGUGCCAUUUCUGUUCACAGAAUCAUAGAAUCGUAGAAUUGGAAGAGACCACAAGGGCCAUCCAGUCCAACCCCCUGCCAGUAAUUUUCCAAGUCAUUUUCAGUUGAAGUGUGAAAAUCAGAUAAAGCAAUUGUCCAGAUUUAUAUAUUUGUCAGGGCAAAGGCAUUGACCUAAAUAUAUUUAAUUGUUGUCACUUAUUAAAAAGAUACAAAUCCUCCUCGCAUAUCCUCCCACCCUGAGGCCUUGCCAUUCCAUAAUAGUCCAACACAUGAACAUGUAAAUCACUGUCUCUCAACCAAGGGCCAGACAGUAUAUAUACCCCCUCACUUCCAUGCCAGCAUUCUCUGAAGAUGCCAGCCACAGAUUUAGGUGAAACAUCAUUUUUGGUCUAAGUAAUUUAACUUCCCCAAUUACUGUACCCUCUAUCUAGGCAACCAUAGCACCCAUGUUUAUGAAUAAAAACAAUAAAUAUAUCCAUAUGACAAAGAGAAAUCAAUAAAGCAAAACGGAGACCUCUUCAGACAACAGUGUGGCUCCUAAAGCUUUUAUACAUUCCUCUGUAGUUACUGAUACAUUAAUUUAUAUGGCAUUUUGGAAUAUGUUGACAUAAUAUUUAUGCUAAAUGAAUAGAUUUACUGAUGACAGCAUUACAGCUGUUAAAGAUAGGAUCUGACAUUUCAACUGAAAUGAAAGGCAGAUGUUCCUAGGAUUCUUUAAAUUUUUCAUGCAUCUUGAGUAGCUUGGUUUUUUUCCUAAAAGCACCUCCCCAUUCCAUUUUUUUCCAUGUAGCAAGAAUCUAUGGAAGUGAUUGCCUUAAGAAGGUAGAGUGCAAGUUCUCUUUUCUGUUCUGUUCUAUUCUAGUCUAUUCUGUCCUCUCUCUCUCUCUCUCUCUCUCUCUCUCUCUCUCUCUCUCUCUCUCGGUACCAUAUAUGUAAUGCUAGCAUCAUUUCAAUUGCAUUACUGAUUUUAAAUAAAAGCUGGACCUAUACUUUUGAGAAAUAUAAUCCUUAGUUUUUUGUGGGUUUUUUGGGCUAUGUGGCCAUGUUCUAGAAGUUUUCUUCCUGAUGUUUUGCCAGCAUCUGUGGCUGGCAUCUUCAGAGAAUGCUUGCAUGGAAAAGAGUAAGUAAAAUUACUUCAAAGCUGAAUGCAAAUACGUCUGUUUGUUAGUCCUUGGCAAAUAUUAGGUUUUCUCUUGAUUUCAUGGAAGCUUGCUUUCUCUGGCUAUUUUUGUAUCUAUCAGCUUCCACGCAGAAUUUUGCACAGUGUGGAAAAUAGUAUUAAAACCCAUUUUAUGGUGUCAGCAAGGGGAAUCUGGUCGGGAAGCCAGCCAGGAGAAGGUAUAUAAAAGUGCGCUAACUAUGCAUUUUCUAAAUGUCAUAAAACAAAAAAUUACAGUUGUGUUUACCUCACCUAUACAUGAUAUUGGAAGCAACUUUGAAAUCAAUGUUUGGAUGCAGACUUUACAAAGGAUUAUCUAUGUUUAAAUCACACUGAAAGCAAAGGUACAGAAGGAAACUCAUAAACCUUACUGCUUUUCAGGGGAACUUAAUGAUAUCCAGCACAUACUUCCCGAGAACGGCCCAUUCAGAUAUCCAUGUUUUUCAUUUAGAUGUUUCACUAUGAUGGCCAACAGUUUAUUGUCUCUGGUUAUCUCACUUUUCGAUGGUGCAAAGCACAAGUGGGAAUUAUGUGGCCUUCCAGAUGAUGUUGGACAGCAACACCCAGCAACUCUAGCCAGCAUAACAAAUGAUGCUGGAUGCUGGAAGAAGCACAUAAUUUCUACUUCUGACCCAGAUGAAGGGAAAGACACCUCCUGAAAGUAUGUGGGUAACGAACCACAUGCUGAGCUUGAACUAUACAUUAUCAUAUGGGCAAUUACUUUAGUUGUAAGAACUACAAUAUUUUUGUGGAAGGUAUACCACCUUGAACUAUUGUCAAAGGACUGCAGAACAAAUUUUGUCUAACAUAAAAUUCUUUCAAAUUUGAGCUACUGUUUUCUCAUUCAAACCCAAAAGUGAAGCUUCAGUAUAAAUCCCAGUAUCCUAUAGUAGCUUUUCUUUGCAGUUAUCAGAUGGCACCCUGUUUAUGAAUUGUGAUGGCGGUAAGUCCAAUUCACACCAUCACAAUUCACUUUUACAGUUAUUGCAAUGAUCCAAAAUCUUCCCAAAACCUACCUUUUAAGCAGUGCACCCACUGCAUGUUCAUUUUCAUGUUGCCAGAGAACAGAGGUAUGAGCAGAGAUUUAUUCAACUCUCUGCUAGAAGGACACACUGAAAUAGGCUGAAAAUGUAGGUUUUGCAGGGUAGCAUCAGAGAUGUGGAUAUAUCUCUGUAGCUGUGUCUCCUGAUGCAAGAUUUCAGCUGUAGUUUUCAGCUCAGCUUGUUGUGUUUUCCCACAUGCCUGAAUCUGUUUGCACAGAAAUGUCUAAAUUUGUUGCAGAGGUUGCUGAUUCAAAUUUGUCUCCUAAACAGAUGUGGUGCUUUAGUUAAAAGAUGGAGCUUCAGACCAGAUUUCACUCAUUAGGUGGCCUCAGGCAAGCUACUUCCCUAGCCGUUCACCAGCAGAACAGGGAUGAUAGGUUUGCCUUGAUGCACAGGGUUAUUGCAAGGGACAAACAAUUCCCCCUUACUUAUUGAAACAAUUAAUAUGGAAGGGUUAUUGUACUUUCUCAAUACGCCAUUCCACAAAGGUGUGCCCUCUUGACUCCCAUCCUUAGUUACUCCACAUUCAACCUUACUGCCAAGAGGUGCUACACAUAUACAUACUGUAUAUAUUCAUGUAUAAGUCUAGAAAUUUUAAUCAAAAAAUUGAACCCAAAGCCCUAAGUCUCCUUAUACAUUGGUCAAUGGAAGUACACUGUACUUUAACUCUUAUAUAAAAAAGGAACCAUCCCCUGGUGAAAGGCAAGAGUGUAAUCUGUCCUGGAAGCACUGACCCCCUCCCCCUUUACUCCCUCAU
Messenger RNA from Sceloporus undulatus (fence lizard), 6336 nucleotides. RefSeq names its product ADAM metallopeptidase domain 12 (gene ADAM12). NCBI's taxonomy places the organism in Eukaryota, Metazoa, Chordata, Lepidosauria, Squamata, Phrynosomatidae. Gene Ontology annotation, molecular function: metalloendopeptidase activity. The record is from RefSeq and is a predicted model, not a curated record. The transcript has 18 exons. Gene Ontology annotation, biological process: proteolysis. The coding region runs from base 337 to 2454 and encodes 705 amino acids.